Mercenaria mercenaria is the source of this 2871-nucleotide messenger RNA. RefSeq lists its product as uncharacterized. The coding region runs from base 190 to 2871 and encodes 893 amino acids. The transcript has 8 exons. The record is from RefSeq and is a predicted model, not a curated record. Lineage: Eukaryota; Metazoa; Mollusca; Bivalvia; Venerida; Veneridae.
AUGUAUGCGAAGGUCUGGCGUAUAUCAGGGUAUAUCUAGUUAAAAUACAUACCAGGUCUCAUCAACAAUCAUCGGAGGAGAAAACGGAAAAUGUACAAUCAAUACUUCCUGUUUCAUGACAGCCUUUAUCUAACCAGCUUUAUCUGAACUAUAUUUAACAUUCGUCAUAUUAAUUUAUGACACACAAACAUGGGGAACAUUGAAUCUGUUGAUGAAUUAGAAUAUACAGACUGGAAAUUUGUUGGACGUCGUGCAGACCUGGAAAAUUUUAAGAAAACGCUUUCCAAAAGUAGAUCAGUUCUUGUUUAUGGGAUGAAGAAAAUUGGAAAAUCAAGAUUUAUGAAAGAAGCGUGUAGACAACCGUUAGAUAUUAGAAAUACAACAUACUUGUGGAAAGAUUUUGAAUUAGAUGAUAUCGAGUCAGGAUAUUCUCAAUACGACUGGUUUCUUGAGUUUCUGGAUAGCGUAGGUGCAAAUCAGGAAAGCUUUAAAAGAAAGUUUCCAUUGCAAAAGAUUGCAUGCGAUUCCUGCGAGCUUUGUCUGAAACCUGGAAGUAACAGAUGUGUAAAACAGAAUGAUCUCAUUAAGUCAGCAGUCGAUAUUGUAAUAAUUCAACUAAAGAAAUGCAAACAUAAAAUUCUACUUUUUAUAGAUCACAUUGACAAACUAAUGGUUAGUAAUUUUAAAGACGCGUUCCUAUAUUUUCACGAUAAGUCACUAAACUGUUUUAAGUUGAAAACAAUUCUCUCUUCUUCCAACAAACCGAAAAACUUAAAGAAAGGCUUUAAUUCCUUUGAACUCCGACCGUUAGACCUCACAGCAAUCAUUGAAUUACUCUUUGACACUACUGAGAAUAGAAUUGUCUCAGAUAAUCAAAGCAAUUGUAAUAAAGCUGUGAAAUAUUCUCAAAAACAGAAGGUUUUCAAACCGGAAAACAAGCCAUAUAUUGACGCCAUUGGGAACUUGUGUGAAGGUCUUCCGUUAGCGGCUGUUAUGUCAGGCCUGCGUUUGACAGAAGACUACUGCUUUUUCAAGCCUGCAGAUCUUGUAGAAAUCCUGAUAUGUAUGCGACUAACGAGUCUCAGUCCGGACAACUGCCCACCAGACGACAGAUUAGAAAUCUAUAAAGAACCAUUAGAUGAUGUGAAGGAUAUUUCUUCGUUCUUCCAUUGUUUGAAUCAACAGCUGACUGGUACCCGGUUUAGUAUAGAACAGGCCUUAGCUGCUGCAGAAGCUUCAGGAGAUACUUCAUCAACGGAAGCUCGCGUAAAAGAUAUCAGGAUAAAAAAGGCUUUGGAUAGGUGUAUACUGUCUGUACAAUCACUGCAAGAGGAAGAAAUGUUCAAAUGGCAUGGCAUAUUCCGGGAGUGUCAAGCUUCACUGCAAACUUUAGACGAAUUACCAGCUGGCCAUGAGACUGCAAAGAAUAUGGUAAUGAAAUUUAUGAAAGAAAAUGUUAUGAAAGCUGAACUAGAUUUUGAUGAGGAAAUACUUAGAGAUCCAAAAUCUCUAGAGUUUGCCAUCAGAAGUCUCUCCUGUAAGGAGAAAACCUCAACGCCAGUGCAAGCUGAGAACGACGAAAAAUAUAAGAUAAUGUCCUCAUACGAACAACAUCACCAGGCUAGUAAGAAGGUUGAAGCGACUCUGUAUGACACGGAACAUUCUGCAGUGAUGGAAGUCCAUAAAGAAGUAGAAAUUCAUAAAGAUGUGGAAAAUAGCCCAUCUACUGACACAGGAAAACCCAACAAAACAGCAAUUCGGUACUCCGUUUCAGAGAGUAGUGAUAGCAGUGAUUCUGAUAGUAUGGGUCUACAAUUUAUAGUAAAAGAUGAUAACGGGACAUUACAAACCAAAAGUGAACAGAUCACAAACGGACUCCACUCUGUAAGUCCACCUCCAUAUACAAGUCGUCAAGGGUGUUCAGAAGAACCAGAACUGUAUCAUAUCCAGAAUAGUGGAGAAAGGAAUGUUUUCCGGCCGAUUAACAGACAAUCUACAUCAAACUCUGCUGGAGAGCCUCCACCUUACACUUCAACUGACCCGAUUCACCACCUUUCAAACAAUGUUAUUGAACCUAAUAGACAGUACAUUAAUAACACCUCGCCACACCAUAUCUCUGAUUCGACUGCCAUGAAUAAUGUUCGACCUCGUUCAUUGCCAUCAGACAACAGCUUAUUGUAUAAUUCCCAAACUCUACAAGAAAGUACAUCAGUAGAUAGUCGGCAAAGGAAUUAUGGUGAUCAGAGUUUACGUAGAGCUAGAUCAGAUCCAACUUGUAAUCAUUUCGAGAACAUUUCUUCUAGACAGAUAGUAAAAGAUCAGCCGAGAAGAGAAAUAGACACAUCAAUUGGUUACGACUCUUUGACAGGCCCUCCAGCAAUGAGAUAUAUUCCACCAGUCCUAGAAAGUUUCACACAUGGCUCACAUGAACAUCCAAAUACAGACACGAAAAUGAAAAACUCAGUUCUGCGUAUAGAUGAAUUGAAGGAGCCAUUUUCUCACACUUCUGUAGGAUCUGCAUUUGACCGAUCAGGUGUUUCUUCGCAGGGACCAGAGGACAUUUCUUAUAAGAAGUCUCUUGAAAAUGUUCUACAUGUCGAUCAGGAGUAUUUCAACCAGAUCUCACAUAUUUCAUCGGUUCAGUCCAAUGGUCAGUUUUACCAAAUCAUACAAAACCGAGAUACGCCACCAUUUCAAGGACAAUCAUAUGGAAGAAUGUUAUUAGUUAAUCAAAGUAAGCAUGAAGCAAAUGCAAAAGAACGGUCUCGUACGGCUGUAGUCAGCCCUAUGCAGCAACGCCGAUCUCCUCCUGUUGCCCACAAGCAGUUACAGAACGAACAAAGUUUUACAAAAGCGAGGCCUUACGAAUGA